AUGGCAGAAGCUAAACCCUAUAUUGUAUUAAAAGUAGUUUACAAGUCAAAAGGCAAAGACUCACUGACUCUCGGAUGGCAAAUGGUGGAUGUAUUUCAGCAAGAAACUACAAAUAUUAGAGCUAUCUGGACACCUAAAGAGUUUUCUACAGUUGUUCCACUGCAUCCUGAGAAACUUCCUUAUAACAUUAUGGAUUAUACUUUGAAGCAUGUCUCAAACGUUACACUUGAUCACUUGGAAGGCUGGUAUGUGGAAAGGUUGGUUGAAAAAAGACAUUCACGACCAGAACACUUUCCAAAAUAUAUCAAUAUACAUCAUGCAGUCCGCUGUCGGCAAAAAGCCGGCAUCUGGAUAAAGAUCAAACAAGCCUUUGGACUUAAAGCUGGUGGAUGUUAUGUAAAUGUGUUGGCCAGAGUCCUUAAGGGAGCUGGAAGCAUGCAUUUGCCUGAGUUACCUCAACAAUGGGCAGGAGAAGAAAAAUUUCUAACAAGCCAACUGGAUUUUACAAGUCUACAGAGAUCACCACGGUGGACUGAUCCAUCUGUGGUGUUACACCCUUAUCUUGAUCAUCAUAGUGUGCUUUUAAUUCAAAUAUUUGGCCUGAAUGCUAUUUAUGUUCCGGAUCCAAGUGGACAGAAACCAGGGAAAGUAAUAUCUCACCCUGGUCAGAUCCUGGAGCUUAAUACACAAUCACACUUAGGCUGGACUACUGUUCCACUCUUUGACAGUGACUAUGUGAGGAGUGGUGUGCACGGUGCUCCAUCGUUUCAGGGUUCUCCAAGUGCAGAAUUUCUCCAGUCUGUAAUCUCUCUGCCAGUGAAGGAUGUUAUGGCUGAAGGUAUAAAGAAAAAGACAUUAAAACUUUUGCCAACUUUUGGCAGUGUUACUCUUGAGUUUUGGGAUGGUCAUUACUUUGAAGAGGAGGAUUAUGAGCUACCUGUUCUAAACAACCUUCUAACUGUUGCCAACACAAAGAAAUUUGUGGACACUCAAGCAAACAAGAGAGGCCAGGAGCUAUCACAGCUAGUUCUGCACAGUAUGGAUAAAAAAAUAAGAAAAUUGGGACGACAUAGCCCUGAAUAUUAUCAACAAGAGUAUUUCUACAAAGAAGCAAUGGGAAACGCUUUUUACAGUCUUGUGGAAACAGUCCUCUUGAAUGCAGGUUAUGGUCAUCUAUGAGCUUUCCCUUCAAAGGUGAAGAAUAUUGGGUAUCAGAAUGAUCAAAUUCUUAAACUGGAUCAAACAUAUUUUCAAGCUCUACCUAAAACUAAGUAUACAUUAUGUGUA
Messenger RNA from Chelonoidis abingdonii (Abingdon island giant tortoise), 1287 nucleotides. RefSeq lists its product as uncharacterized. The record is from RefSeq and is a predicted model, not a curated record. NCBI's taxonomy places the organism in Eukaryota, Metazoa, Chordata, Testudines, Testudinidae.